CGGACUGGGUAGUCGCCGUGGGGAGUCGGUGUGUCCGCGGGUGCCGGCCGCGUAGUAAAUCCCAGUUCUCUGUGGCCCGCGGUUCGCCGCCCCUCUCGCCGCCACCAUGCCGGUGUUUCACACGCGCACGAUCGAGAGCAUCCUGGAGCCGGUGGCGCAGCAGAUCUCGCACCUGGUGAUCAUGCACGAGGAGGGCGAGGUGGACGGCAAAGCCAUCCCUGACCUCACCGCGCCUGUGGCCGCCGUGCAGGCGGCCGUCAGCAACCUGGUUCGGGUUGGAAAAGAGACUGUUCAAACGACAGAGGAUCAGAUUUUGAAGAGAGAUAUGCCACCAGCAUUUAUUAAGGUUGAGAAUGCUUGCACCAAACUGGUCCAGGCUGCCCAGAUGCUGCAGUCAGACCCCUACUCCGUGCCUGCUCGAGAUUAUCUCAUUGAUGGGUCAAGGGGAAUCCUCUCUGGCACGUCAGACCUGCUCCUCACCUUCGAUGAGGCUGAGGUGCGUAAAAUUAUUCGAGUUUGCAAAGGAAUUUUGGAAUAUCUUACAGUGGCAGAGGUGGUGGAGACUAUGGAAGAUUUAGUUACUUACACGAAGAAUCUUGGACCAGGAAUGACUAAGAUGGCCAAAAUGAUCGACGAGAGGCAGCAGGAACUGACACACCAGGAGCACCGAGUGAUGCUGGUGAACUCGAUGAACACCGUCAAGGAGUUACUGCCGGUUCUCAUUUCAGCUAUGAAGAUUUUUGUAACAACUAAAAACUCAAAAAACCAAGGGAUAGAAGAAGCUUUGAAAAAUCGCAAUUUUACUGUCGAAAAGAUGAGUGCUGAAAUCAAUGAGAUCAUCCGGGUGCUACAGCUCACAUCUUGGGAUGAAGACGCGUGGGCCAGCAAGGACACUGAAGCCAUGAAGAGAGCCUUGGCCUCCAUAGACUCCAAACUGAACCAGGCCAAAGGGUGGCUCCGUGACCCCGGCGCCUCCCCAGGGGAUGCCGGCGAGCAGGCCAUCAGACAGAUCUUAGAUGAAGCUGGGAAAGUUGGUGAGCUCUGCGCAGGCAAAGAGCGCAGGGAGAUCCUCGGAACUUGCAAAAUGCUGGGGCAGAUGACUGAUCAGGUGGCUGACCUCCGAGCCAGAGGACAAGGAGCCUCCCCCGUGGCCAUGCAGAAAGCCCAGCAGGUGUCCCAGGGGCUGGACGUGCUCACGGCGAAGGUGGAGAAUGCAGCCCGCAAGCUGGAAGCCAUGACAAACUCCAAGCAGAGCAUUGCGAAGAAGAUCGACUCCGCCCAGAACUGGCUUGCAGAUCCAAACGGUGGGCCAGAAGGGGAAGAACAGAUUCGAGGAGCUUUGACUGAAGCUCGGAAAAUAGCGGAAUUAUGUGAUGAUCCAAAAGAGAGGGACGACAUCAUGCGUUCUCUUGGAGAAAUUUCUGCUCUGACUUCUAAAUUAACAGAUCUGCGCAGACAGGGGAAAGGAGAUUCCCCAGAGGCCCGAGCACUGGCCAAACAGGUGGCCACUGCCUUGCAGAACCUGCAGAGCAAAGCCAACAGGGCCGUGGCCAACAGCAGGCCCACCAAGGCUGCAGUCCAUCUUGAGGGCAAGAUUGAGCAAGCACAUCGGUGGAUCGAUAACCCCACAGUGGAUGACCGGGGAGUUGGUCAGGCUGCCAUCCGGGGGCUUGUGGCUGAAGGGCAUCGGCUGGCUAAUGUCAUGAUGGGACCUUAUCGCCAAGAUCUUCUUGCAAAGUGUGACCGAGUGGAUCAGCUGACAGCUCAGCUGGCCGAUCUGGCUGCCAGAGGGGAAGGGGAGAGCCCCCAGGCCAGAGCACUGGCGUCUCAGCUUCAGGACUCCCUGAAGGACCUGAAAGCCCAGAUGCAGGAGGCCAUGACCCAGGAGGUGUCAGAUGUCUUCAGUGAUACCACAACUCCCAUCAAGCUGCUGGCAGUGGCGGCCACUGCCCCUCCCGAUGCUCCCAACAGGGAAGAGGUAUUCGAUGAAAGGGCAGUUAACUUCGAGAACCACUCAGGCCGGCUUGGUGCCACAGCAGAGAAGGCAGCCGCUGUCGGGACAGCAAACAAAUCGACGGUGGAAGGUAUCCAGGCAUCGGUGAAGACCGCCCGGGAACUCACUCCUCAGGUCGUCUCAGCUGCCCGGAUCUUACUUAGGAACCCUGGAAACCAAGCUGCUUAUGAACACUUUGAGACCAUGAAAAACCAGUGGAUUGAUAAUGUGGAGAAGAUGACAGGGUUGGUGGACGAAGCCAUCGAUACCAAGUCUCUGUUGGAUGCUUCCGAAGAAGCGAUUAAGAAGGACCUGGACAAGUGUAAAGUGGCCAUGGCUAACAUUCAGCCGCAGAUGCUGGUCGCGGGGGCAACCAGCAUCGCUCGCAGGGCCAACCGGAUCCUGCUGGUGGCUAAGCGGGAAGUGGAGAACUCGGAGGACCCCAAGUUCCGGGAGGCCGUGAAGGCCGCCUCGGACGAGCUGAGUAAAACCAUCUCACCAAUGGUGAUGGAUGCCAAGGCCGUGGCGGGCAACAUCUCUGACCCGGGUCUGCAGAAGAGCUUCCUGGACUCAGGAUACCGGAUCCUGGGAGCAGUCGCCAAGGUCCGAGAAGCCUUCCAGCCUCAGGAGCCUGACUUUCCCCCGCCGCCGCCAGACCUCGACCAGCUCCGCCUGGCAGAUGAACUUGCUCCUCCCAAACCACCUCUGCCUGAGGGUGAAGUUCCUCCGCCCAGACCCCCGCCACCCGAGGAGAAGGACGAGGAAUUCCCCGAGCAGAAAGCCGGGGAGGUGAUUAACCAGCCCAUGAUGAUGGCUGCCAGGCAGCUCCAUGACGAAGCCCGAAAAUGGUCCAGCAAGCCGGGUAAUGCAGCCUCCGAGGUGGGUAUAGGCAGCGUGCCAGAGUCAGACGCGGCUGAUGCUGUUGGGUUCCUUGUCCCCCCUGACAUGGAAGAUGAUUACGAACCUGAGCUGCUGGUAAUGCCAUCCAAUCAGCCGGUCAACCUGCCCAUUCUGGCCGCGGCUCAGUCAUUGCACCGGGAAGCCACCAAGUGGUCUAGUAAGGGCAAUGACAUCAUUGCAGCAGCCAAGCGCAUGGCUCUACUGAUGGCUGAGAUGUCUCGACUGGUAAGAGGGGGCAGCGGCACCAAGCGGGCACUGAUCCAGUGUGCCAAGGACAUCGCCAAAGCCUCAGAUGAGGUGACUCGGUUGGCCAAAGAAGUUGCCAAGCAGUGCACGGAUAAGCGGAUUAGAACCAACCUCUUGCAGGUGUGUGAGCGAAUCCCCACCAUCAGCACCCAGCUUAAAAUCCUGUCGACAGUGAAGGCCACCAUGCUGGGCCGGACCAACAUCAGUGACGAGGAGUCCGAGCAGGCCACAGAGAUGCUGGUUCACAAUGCCCAGAACCUCAUGCAGUCUGUGAAGGAGACCGUUCGUGAAGCAGAAGCAGCUUCAAUCAAAAUCCGAACAGAUGCUGGGUUCACACUGCGCUGGGUUCGGAAGACUCCCUGGUACCAAUAAGCACCACUCGUGCUCGAACCGAGCUGGCCCAGAACCCCACUAAACAGAAUGAAAUGCCCCGAGGCCUGGAGCCACCUAGAAUUGCGGGGGGCUCGACAAACCCCAUUCUGACUUGAUCUAACAGAAAGGAAAGGGGCUUCUUCACGCUAGAAAACAUUUAUUCUCUUGUCAUGGACCCUCACAGCGUCUCUGCAUAAGCCUGUUUUCUCACGCACACUGCCUUGGUGGCGGCGCGGUCUCGCCCGUGGACUCGCAUGAGCUCCGAGCCCCGGUGACACUAGCCACUGCUCUGCUCCUUCCCUCACCCACCUGUCCAGCCAGACUCGAGGAUCUGGGGCGCGGCCACGCAGCUCAGAGGAAGUCACUGGGCCUCCACAGUUGUUCGGGGCUUUCAUGUUGCUGCUGCCGCCGCUGCCAGCCUUUCCCGGCCGUGCCACUGAGGCUCCUCUCGGAAGAGCUUUGCUUGCUCCGGAAAAGGUGGUCUCUGGACCCUCCUCCCCCCCCCCCCAACUGGGGCCUACUGCCCACCGCAGUCCUCCCACCGUACCAACCAGUACCAACCAGACUUGCUCUCGGCGGAGUGGGGCAUAAUCACGGGAGUCUUCCCUGUGACCCUGAGCAGCAUCUGUGCUAGGGUCGCUGCGCACCCCUAUCUGGCCCGGCCCCUCCACCCCCAGGCAGCCACCCCCAGGGUCGCUCUGCGUGCUGGUGCUCUCUGCUGAGGCGGCCGCCGGGUGCCUCACUACCCGCAGAGGCCUGUGCUGAGGCCUUAUCACUCACUCUUAGUUUGUGUUGUUCUUUCGGAGCUGAAAUGCUGCGUUUAAUUUUUAACCAAAUCGUGUCUUGUAGCUUUUGUAGACUCCCUGCUUCCCCAUGUUUGUUCAGCUGUCCUUGUGAGACAUCUGUUUGACCCCUGGGAAAUUUCAGUCCUGAAAAUUGGUGCUUGCUUACCCCCAAGUAUUGAAUGAACAGCUGAGGGCGACCCUUCCCAAGGACACUCCUGACCUAAGUGGGAGCACCGCGCAGACUGGAGUUUGUGGGAAGCAACCCCCAUUCCUGCCUCCCCCAGCCCACCUCCCGCCUCGCCUCCCUCUGACGGUGCGAGAGAAUUAGGCGUAUUUUUAAUCAUUACCACACUAUGUUCCUAUUAACAAAAAGCAGUUUUUCCAACUCUUUUGUACUUUUCACUGCUGUAAGCAUUCCCCAGCACAGGAAACCAUUUCUUCCCAAAGCCAGAAGCGGAUGAAUAAAGAACCCUUGCCCGAAUGUCUCCCUCUCCAACACACAACAUGUAAAACACUUGUCUUAAGUUGGUACUGUACUCUCAGGCUUUUUUUUAUUCCCUUUGACCUGAUGAAGAUUACUUUCAAGGCCCUCAGCAUAUUUUAGAGUUGCUUACCUGAUAAAAUGCAAUAUUAAUGCCUUUAAAGUAAGAAUCUAUGCCAAAGAUCAUCUUUUAUUUUACUAAAGAUUAGUUAGAAGAAAUAAGAAAAAUCAUGUUGCUCUCCAAGUUCUACCAGUGUAUCAAGACACUGGUUGAUACUUCAUGCCGAUGCACUUUUCUCUAAAAUCAGUGCUCAAGGCAUAGUAAAGCAAAUUGGUGGGUGGAGUUGGGCGUGGGGGGAACCAUUGAACAUUGCCACUAAAAAACACCACCAAACUACAUUUAUAUCCUAGUAUUUGUUAUACGGAAAUAUUUUCUGCCUCUUCUGUUCUGUUUAAAACUAAAUAAAGUGCAUUUGUAUAAAUAAUGUCUUAAAUGGUUGAUGUUAUUGUUGUAAGAAUUCUUAAGAUCAUGUUUCUUCUGUGUUUUAAGAUUAACCAUUAAAACUAAUUUGCAAGAUAUGGAAACUAAAGAUCCAAAUUGUAUUUA
This is a messenger RNA of Sorex araneus (European shrew), 5384 nucleotides long. It is a transcript of the gene VCL, whose product is annotated as vinculin. Gene Ontology annotation, molecular function: structural molecule activity; actin filament binding. The transcript has 22 exons. The coding region runs from base 107 to 3511 and encodes 1134 amino acids. Gene Ontology annotation, cellular component: actin cytoskeleton. Gene Ontology annotation, biological process: cell adhesion. NCBI's taxonomy places the organism in Eukaryota, Metazoa, Chordata, Mammalia, Eulipotyphla, Soricidae. The record is from RefSeq and is a predicted model, not a curated record.